Messenger RNA from Capra hircus (goat), 2717 nucleotides. Its product is annotated as cationic amino acid transporter 3-like. Gene Ontology annotation, molecular function: amino acid transmembrane transporter activity. The transcript is spliced from 13 exons. The record is from RefSeq and is a predicted model, not a curated record. Gene Ontology annotation, biological process: transmembrane transport; amino acid transport. The coding region runs from base 437 to 2305 and encodes 622 amino acids. Gene Ontology annotation, cellular component: plasma membrane. Lineage: Eukaryota; Metazoa; Chordata; Mammalia; Artiodactyla; Bovidae.
ACUCUGCCUGGCUUCUGUCUUAACAAACCUCCUCUGUGUGCUCCCCCAUGACUGUGCUGCGUCUCCAGUAAUGCACGUUUAUCAUAUUUUUAGUUUUUGCCUCCUUGAGAAAUGCAUUUUUUACUGGGGGCAAGAACCAGGAAAACCUUGUUUCUAGUUUCUAGCCACUGGUGGACUAGAGAUUAAGAUUCCUGGUUUUUUACCCAGGCCACCCGGGUCCAAUUCCUGGGCAGAGAACUAAGCCACUCCUCAUGGUUGUCUCUCUCCGAGAUCAUUGAUGCUGAAGCCUGGGAUUUCAAGGGACUCCCCUAUUCGGUUCUUGGAGAUGUCUCAGCUCCAGCCCUGCACGGCUUAACCUCAGCCUCCCAGACUGACCCAGUGCUCCAGGCUCUGCUCCAAGGAUCCACAGAUCGUAGCCUCGUGACCUCCCUCUAGGAUGCUACUUCAGGAUGCUCACCAAUUUGGUCAGAAGCUGCUGCGCAGGCGGCCGCUGGGGCCCAGAGAGGAGACUGACCAUCACACGGCUGGUUGUCUGAACACCCUAGACCUGGUGAUCAUAGGCGUGCGCAGGAUGUUGGGAGCUGGUGUGCACAUCCUGGUUGGAGCAGUGGCCAAGUACAUUGCUGGACCAGCGAUCAUCCUCUCCUUCCUGGUGGCCGCCCUGUCUUCUCUGUUGUCUGGGAUCUGCUAUAUAGAAUUUGGGGCCCGUGUACCACGCUCUGGUUCUAUGUAUCUCUACAGCUAUAGCAUCAUGGGUCAGGUGUAUGGCUUCAUCAUCGGCUGGAAUCGCAUACUGUCCUUAACUGUUGGCACUGCCUGUAUAGCCCGGGCCUGGAGCUACACCUUCGACAGCCUGAUUGGGAACCACAUCUCUCAGGCGUUAGAGAGAACUUUCUCCUUGUAUAUGCCCUACUACCUGGCCAAGUACCCAGACUUUUUCGCCCUGGGCCUGGUGCUGCUGCUCACGGGACUACUGGUUCUGGGAGUUCAUGUGUUACCCCAGGUUAACAAAGUGUUCAUGGGCAUCAACCUUUUGGUUCUCAGCUUCAUCAUCGUCUCUGGCUUCAUUACGGGAGACCUGCACAACUGGAAGCUCACAGAACAGGACUACGCAUUGAACACCUCUGAAUCCAAAGACAUUUAUAGCUUGGGCCCUCUGGGUUCCGGAGGGUUUGUGCCUUUCGGCCUUGAUGGGAUUCUCCGAGGAGCAGCUUUAUGUUUCUACAUGUUCAUUGGUUUUGAUUCCAUUGUCACUACAGGGGAAAAAGCCCAAAAUCCUCAGCGGUCCAUCCCCAUCAGCAUCGUGGUCUCAGUCUUGAUCUGCUUUGUGGUGUACUUUGGUGUCUCAGCAGCUCUCACCCUCAUGGUGCCCUACUACCAAAUUCACCCUGACAGCCCCUUUCUACAGGCUUUUCUCCAUGUUGGGUGGGGCCCUGCCAGAUAUGUCGUGGCUGUUGGCAUCCUCUGUGCUCUUUCAUCCAGCCUCCUGAACACCAUGUUUGCCAUGUCUUGGUUGAUCUACACAAUGGCAGAGGACAGGCUUCUUUUCCGAUUUCUUGCCCAAGUCAAUGCCCGUACACGUACCCACAUCAGGGUCAUCAUGAUUUCUGGAAACCUUGCAGGGGUCUUAGCGUUACUCUUCCAUUUCAGUGAUUUGAUGGAUCUCAUGUCACUUCGGUCCCUGCUUGCUAACUUGGUGGUCGAUUUUUCUGUCCUUGUGCUCAGGUAUCACUCAGACCAGAAUUUAAGCAAGAACCAAAAAACAGAGGAAGAAACUGAGAUGGAGCUUGUAGUCCAAGAAAGGUCUUUGGACUCUGUACUUGAAGCCAGCAACUUAAGUUUUCUAAAGAGUCUGUGGUUCCCUCCCAGCACCAUCCCCACCCGGAAAUCUGGCCAGAUUGUCUAUGGAUGUGCCUUCCUGCUUGUUCUCCUGCUGAUUAUCCUCAGCCUGAUCCUGGCCCAGAGGCCCAGCCAGGUGUUCUCUGGAGACCCCGUGCUCACAGCAGUGGCUGUGCUGCUGCUGCUGCUCAUCACUGGGGUCACGGCCAUCAUCUGGAGGCAGCCCCAGGACCCCACUGCUCUUCACUUCAAGGUCCCUGCUCUGCCUUUCCUCCCACUGGUGAGCAUCUUUGUGAACAUUUACCUGAUGAUGUGCAUGAGCACUUGGACCUGGGUCCUAUUUGGCAUCUGGAUGGUUAUUGGAUUUGCCAUAUACUUUGGAUAUGGGAUCCGACACAGCUUAGAGGAGGACACUGAGCAACACGCCAGCCUCCACCUCCCAAAUGCUGGACAAAAACAUCCCUGAUGCUGAGUCAUCUUAACCACAGGAGAGAGAUGCCGCGCGGAAUCCCUCCAUGCCCUGGAGGAUCUGCUGGUUCGAGGGGCACUGUGAGCCUCUAUGAACGGUGAAGGUGGAAUGCAUUUACAGCCGUGUAUUUAUUGCCAGUGGACAAAGUGACUUUAAUGUUGCAAAUGCUGAAGGAAGCAUUUAAAAGCAUAAUCAGUUCAGUUCAGUCACUCAGUCAUGUCUGAUUCUUUGCGACCCCAUGAAUCGCAGUACGCUAGGCCUCCCUGUCCAUCACCAACUCCCGGAGUUCACUCAAAUUCAUGUACAUCAAGUCGGGUAAUAGACAUCCAGAAAAGAGAAUUUUCAUGAAAAAUGUACAGAAAUGUAACCAGAAACCAGAGGAAGAAAUAAAAUAUUAACUUGCACAUAA